Molecule: messenger RNA, 1575 nt
Organism: Cladophialophora yegresii CBS 114405
Lineage: Eukaryota; Fungi; Ascomycota; Eurotiomycetes; Chaetothyriales; Herpotrichiellaceae
Exons: 1
Coding region: 1-1575 (524 amino acids)
Molecular function (GO): protein binding
Source: RefSeq, a predicted model, not a curated record
AUGGAUCUAGCAAACAGACCAUUGUUCCGCCCUAGGUCAGACAGCGACUGGGAGGUAUGGCGUCCGCUUUUCACUCGCCUGUACAAGGAGGAGAAUCGACCCCUUCCGGAAGUGAUGCGGAUUCUAAAGGAUCAGCAUAGCUUCUGGGCCUCUGAGAAGAUGUUCAAGAACAGAAUCAAGGCCUGGAAGCUUCGAAAGUACCUCAAAGAAGAUGAGGCCAAGAUGAUUGUCGACGGCGAAGGCCCCUCCACUAACGGUGCGGAUCCGGAGGACAUGAGAGAGCGCGCCGAGCGAUCUCUCAAGAGAAAGCGGGCUCGACAGCGAGCCCAGACCCAACUGUCGCCACUGCCGACCACAGCGUCGCCCUUACCACUCCCGCCUUCGCCUACCACAAGUGUGGUAGUCCCAUGGGCACCACCGCGGCAUUCAAUCAUCCUGCCACCACUCGACAGAUUCAAUAUCACCGACACCAUGGAGCGAUUUCUUCUGGACCUCCGAAGGUGGACACAUUCCGCAUUCAUUCAUGGUUCCUGGGAUUCGGCACUGUCCUCGCAGCACAAUGACGGGAGGCAAGCGUCGCGGCUCCUGUCGUCGAGUCUAACAGCUGGGAUCAAUCUCUUCGAAAAUGGCAAGCAUGAUCUGGCAUUCAAAGAAUGGGACCGAGCCCUGGCAAGUUUCAAGAACCCGCGCCUCUUUGAGUCCUGGUACUACGAGAUCCCCAUGUCGUUGCUCCAUGAAGUUGGGCGCGUGGCUCACUCUGGUCAUGCCCCCAUCGCCAGCCUUGUACUUCGAAACGUGAAGGAUUGGGCGCAUAAGUACCUUGAUCCGCAAGACUCGAGGCAUGCGCUAUUCAGCGAUUUUGGCGACUUGGAUGUGAGGCAGCUUCGCGAAUUGUACAAACGUGCGGCGCGUUCGAUGUUUGACGGCCUUGAAAGCCGAAUUGACAAGCAGAACAAGCUGCUUUUCGAGGUCCGGCUGAACCGAGCUCUGGACCUACUAUGGUAUGAUCCAAUGGCGGACUUGAGCGAGUGGCUGCCGUCAAUCGAGGAAGUUGACAAGGCGAUUGGGCCGAAUUCGGCUCUUUCGGUAUACUUUCUCCUCCUACAGGCGUACAGGGACGUCGCGCAGGAUCAAUACGGAGAUGCCGAGGAUCUUUGCAACCAAGUUCAGAGUCGAUUGGAAGAACUGCAGAAGGUUCCUGGCAGCAUCGAUCUGUGGCGGGUAGGCCUGGCAUACAGGCGCCUUGGCCGUAUGCAGCAUUCCAAGGAGCGAUAUCCAGAAGCACGGCGAAGCUUCAACACGGCCCUCAGAUACGUCUCGGGCGAUAGCAAGCUCUCCAGAUCCGUGCUGAUUGAGAUCUGUCAACGACAACAAGCCAUGUCUUCGGCGAUGAAUGAUGCUGGGGAUGUCUUCCUCUGGACCCAGAUGCUUGAAAGACUCGAACAGCAAACACAAGCACAGGUGGAGGAAGUUGAUGAUGACGAUGAAGAGUACAAGCCUGCGACCAAGAAACAACGCCUACCACCGAGCCGCACUGCCAGUCCGGCUCCUCAACGGCGGGGAACAUGGUCAUGA